Molecule: messenger RNA, 767 nt
Organism: Lecanosticta acicola
Lineage: Eukaryota; Fungi; Ascomycota; Dothideomycetes; Mycosphaerellales; Mycosphaerellaceae
Source: the annotation of a GenBank genome assembly
AUGUUCCCUCUCACCUCCGUGGUCGCCCUUCUGGGCCUCCUCACGACGUUUACCUCCGCUACGGCCCUCACAUACAAGAUGACACCGAACGAAAAGGAGUGCUUCUACGCGCAUGUGGACAAGGUCGGCGCGAAGAUAACUUUUUACUUUGCUGUACAGAGCGGAGGCGAUUUCGACAGUAAGAUCCCGGUGCAUGCGGAACGGAGCAGCGAUUGGAAGCUGACGUGGACAUCUAGUCAACUACUCCGUCUACGGACCAGGCAAGCAGCCGAAUCAAGAGCGAGUGGUGUUGGACGGCGAGAAGGAGCGGCAGGGAGACUAUGUGUUCACUGCCACCGAGAGUGGAGAAUACCGCUUCUGCUUCGACAACACCAUUUCAAUCUUCGCGGAUAAAGUCGUGGACUUUGACAUCUCGGUAGGCAUUUUCGCUGGAAACCACGAAGCCCAUAUAGGUUUGCUGACACAAUGACACUCAGGUCGAGGACGAACCACGAGCCAAUCUCCCCCAAAAGCAAGGAGCUAGUACCGAACAAUUGAGCGGCGUCGAAGAGACCAUCAUGCGUCUCUCCGGGCAGGUGUCCACCCUCACAAGACAGCAGAAGUACUUCCGAACACGAGAGAACCGCAACUUCAGCACGGUCAGGAGCACGGAAAAGCGCAUCUUCAACCUGAACCUGAUCGAAGGCGCCGUCAUGGUCGCAAUGGCAGGUCUACAAGUCUUCGUCGUGAAGAUGUUCUUCACGGGUGGAAGGAAAGGAUACGUCUGA